UUUAUUGGCCGGGGCGUUCUGACGUCACCAAGUCGACCUUUGAAGUAGCCAAUCGGUAGUAAGAAGGUCUUGGCACACCUUCGCCACCCCUCCCGGAAGGGGCGGGGCUAUAUGUCAAAAGCAGCCAAUGGGUGCCCCAGGAGAUGAGCGUCCACGGGAACAGCGGCGCGAACUCUCCCGCAGUUCCUGAGGCUGGAGGAGUGCUAAGUCCAUGGAGCAAACCGAGGUUGCGAGAACUUGCUAAGGCCAUCAGGCCUAUUGAUGGGAAGUCAGUCCAUCAAAUUUGUUCUGGGCAGGUGGUACUCAGUUUAAGCACUGCUGUGAAGGAGCUGAUAGAAAAUAGUGUGGACGCUGGUGCUACCAGUAUUGAUAUAAGGCUUAAAGACUAUGGGGUGGACCUCAUUGAAGUUUCAGACAAUGGAUGUGGGGUAGAAGAAGAAAACUUUGAAGGUCUGGCUCUGAAACAUCACACUUCUAAGAUACAAGAGUUUGCCGACCUGACUCAGGUUGAAACUUUUGGUUUUCGGGGGGAGGCUCUGAGCUCACUGUGUGCACUGAGUGAUGUCACUAUAUCUACCUGCCACGUGUCUGCAAGCAUUGGGACUCGACUGGUGUUAGACCACAAUGGGAAAAUCACCCAGAAAACUCCCUACCCCCGACCCAAAGGAACAACAGUCAGCGUGCAGCACUUGUUUUAUACACUACCUGUGCGUCACAAAGAAUUUCAAAGGAAUAUUAAAAAGGAGUAUGCCAAAAUGGUCCAGGUCUUACAGGCAUACUGUGUCAUUUCAACAGGCAUCCGUGUAAGUUGCACUAAUCAGCUUGGACAAGGAAAACGACAACCUGUGGUGUGCACAAGCGGAAGCUCCAGCAUGAAGGAAAAUAUCGGCUCUGUGUUUGGCCAGAAGCAGUUGCAAAGCCUCAUUCCUUUUGUUCAGCUGCCCCCUAGUGAUUCUGUUUGUGAAGAGUAUGGCCUGAGCGGUUCUAAGACUCCACAUAAUCUUUUCCACAUUUCAGGCUUCAUUUCACACUGUACGCAUGGUACUGGAAGGAGCUCCACAGACAGACAGUUUUUCUUCAUCAAUCAGCGUCCUUGUGACCCAGCAAAGGUCUCUAAACUUGUAAAUGAGGUUUAUCACAUGUAUAAUCGACAUCAAUAUCCAUAUGUUGUUCUUAACAUUUCCGUUGAUUCAGAAUGUGUUGAUAUUAAUGUGACUCCAGAUAAAAGGCAAAUUUUACUACAGGAGGAGAAGCUUUUGCUGGCAGUUUUAAAGACCUCCUUGAUAGGCAUGUUCGACAGCGAUGCAAACAAGCUUAAUGUCAACCAGCAGCCACUGCUGGAUAUUGAAGGUAACUUCGUAAAGAUGCACACAGAAGAAAUAGAAAAGCCUGUGUCAGGAAAGCAAGAUAAUUCUCCUUCAUUGAAGAUCACAGCAGAUGAGAAAAGGGUAGCAUCCAUUUCCAGGCUGAGAGAGGCCUUUUCUCUUCAUCCUACCACAGAGACCAAGUCUUGGGGCCCAGUGACCCCUGAACUGAGACAGAAUUAUCCACUUCAGAAAAGGGGUGUACCAUCUUCUUGUCCUUCGAAUCUCAUCUCUUAUAGAGGUCUUUGUGGCUCCCAGGACAAAGUGGUGAGUCCCAAGAAGAGCCCUGGUGACUGUAUGGACAGAGUGAAAAUAGAAAAAGACUCAGGGUUCAGCAGCACCUCAGCCAGCUCUGAGGAAGGGUUCAGCACCCCAGAAGUGGCCAGUAGCUUUAGCAGUGACUUUACAGUGAGCUCUCCAGAAGACAGAUCUUCACAGGAAACCAUGGACUGUGGUGAGCAGUUACUUGGAAUGGACUGCCAUCUUUCAGGUACAGGACACCAUUUGAAGCAAGAAGAUAGCAAAUAUAAAUGUACAGCUUUGCCUCCACCAACUCCUCACUCUUCGUCAAACGCUAAGCGUGUCAAGACGGAAGAAAGCCCUUCAAAUACUGACAUUCCUCCAAGGUUGCUUGAUACUCAGAACACCUCAGCAGCUCAGGUUGAUGUAGCUGUGAAAAUUAAUAAGAAAAUAGUGCUCCUGGACUUUUCUAUGAGUUCUUUAGCUAAACGGGUGAAGCAGUUACAGCACCAGAAGCAGCAGAAUGAAAGUGAGCAGAGUUACAGGAAAUUUAGGGCCAAGAUUUGCCCUGGAGAAAAUCAAGCGGCAGAAGAUGAACUCAGAAAAGAGAUUAGUAAAUCAAUGUUUGCAGAGAUGGAGAUCUUGGGUCAAUUUAACCUGGGAUUUAUAAUAACCAAACUGAAGGAGGACCUCUUCCUGGUGGACCAGCAUGCUGCGGACGAGAAGUACAACUUUGAGAUGCUGCAGCAGCACACUGUGCUCCAGGUGCAGAGGCUUAUCACGCCCCAGACUCUGAACUUAACCGCUGUCAAUGAAGCUGUGCUGAUAGAAAAUCUGGAAAUAUUCAGAAAGAAUGGCUUUGAUUUUGUCAUUGAUGAGGAUGCUCCAGUCACUGAAAGGGCUAAAUUGAUUUCCUUGCCAACUAGUAAAAACUGGACCUUUGGACCCCAAGAUAUAGAUGAACUGAUCUUUAUGCUAAGUGACAGCCCUGGGGUCAUGUGCCGGCCCUCAAGAGUCAGGCAGAUGUUUGCUUCUCGAGCCUGUCGGAAGUCUGUGAUGAUUGGAACUGCUCUCAAUACAAAGGAGAUGAAGAAGCUCAUCACCCACAUGGGUGAGAUGGACCACCCCUGGAACUGUCCCCAUGGAAGGCCAACCAUGAGGCACAUUGCAAAUCUGGAUGUCAUUUCUCAGAAGUGAUACUGCUUGUAGGACAGAGUUUAUUUCAGAUGAUUUGGUUUUGGAAAGACGGGGUUUUAAUUGACCUGUUAUCAUUGUUCAGAAAUUGACGUGCUAUUGUAAUGUAUCAGACCCCACUUAAAGACAGUGUUAAGCCAGGCAUAGUGGCAUGCUUGUGCCGCCAGCCCAGCUACUUGGGAGACCCAGGUGGGAGGCUCACGUGAGGCCAGGAGUUUGAGACCACCCUGAGCUACAUUAAUGAGACUCCAUUCCAGAAAGGAAAAAAAAAAAUUUUAAGCCCUUUCACCAUGUCUGCAGUUAUUGUUCUGCAAUUUGAAUGUGCAUGUGGUGUGCAUAUGUGUGUGGUGUGUGUGUGUAUGUGUUUGGGGAUGGGUGUGCAAAGAUAUGGCUUAGAAAAACAAGGAGAGCCCUUUGGAAGUUAGCAGUCUUCCCUCUGGCUGGGGGGUAUUGUAAUCUGCAUCUUUCAGCCCUCAGUGACAGUUAAUUCUUGUUUGUUUACUUUCUUGUUCUCUCCCACCCCAAGCCCCUGUGUUUGGAGACAGUUUCAUGUAACUCAGGCUUGUCUUGAACAUAUUCUGUAGCCAAGGCUGGCCUAGAACUGAUCUUGCCUCUACCUCCCAAGUGCUAAGAUUACAAGUGUGUAUCACACAAUCAAAUUAACAGUUAUGGUCUUUUGAAAUCAGUAGCUCUCAAUCCUGACUCAUAUUAAAUUUAAAAAACAAAGGGAUUCUUUACUUGGUUAGAAGGAAACUACUGAAUAGGAGUUGGGAUCACUUUUGGGGACAGGAAUGGGAAGGAAUGAGACAGGGUCUUUUUAUGUAGCCCUGGCUGACCUGGAAUUUGCUAUAUAGAGCAGGCUGACCUUGAACUCACAGAGAUUCUCCUGCCUCUGCCUCUGCCUCUGCCUCUUGAGUUCUGGGUGGGAUUAAAGACAUGCACCACCACACCUGGCUGGGGUCAUUAUUUUUUAAAUGUUCCUCAGUGCAACUAGAGUGGGAAGCAGGGGCUGGGGCAGGGAGUGGAAGAAGAAAAUUUGAGUUUUCUAUAGCUCAGGGCUAUAAUUUGGUUUUCUUGGGGUAUAAACUAUGGGUUUUUGUUUCUGUUCCCAUGGAACCUUGUCCAUUUGAGCUGUGCCAAAAAUGGCAAUAAAAAUGCCUCCUGUAGAGUCUGGGUGGUAGUUAGGGUCCAGUGAUGACAGGUGUAGACAGUUCCCCUUGCAGCUUCCUCUGUGCUGUGGGCCUUCAGGAAAAGAUCUGCCAUGGUUCAGGUGUAAUGAGGGUCAGAAGCAUAUAGCUCUUUACAUUCAUUAUGUCAAAAUUUGUGUUACUGCUCGGCAUGGUGGCACAGGCCUGUAAAUUCCAGCACAGCAGAGACAGGCUGAUGAUCUCUGUAAGUUUAAGGCCAACCCUGUGCUGAUACAUAAUUCCAUGCCAGUCAGGGUUAUGUCUCAAACCACAAACUGUUGCUGCAGGUCUGCAGGGUCUCAAUAUGCACAGGAACAGUGCAAAUUGGGAGUCGUAGGAGGUAUAGUAAUGGCCCCUCAAAACCUGUGACUCACCUCAUACAUGACGAGGGGGACUUCAGGUGGGAUUAGAGAUCCUAGUGAUGAGGAGGUUGUCCUAUGCAGUUUGAUGGGCUCUGUCUGUCACAUAAGUUCUUAAAAGUGGAACACAAGUAUCCAGACUCCAUGGAAACCUCCAACCUAGGCCUGCAACUUAGAGCUGUUAGGAUCGUGUGGCUUCAAACCAUUGUUUGGUUUAAGGCAGUGCUAGAAAACAAAAGCCUGCAUUAUUCUGUUUUAUCGUGAGAAAACCUGUUGAGAGGGACCACACACUUUGCAGUUAGAUCUGGGGAAAUCCAGGCCAAGUACAUCCAACUCAAGUGCCCAGUUCCUCUCUUGAGAAUAAACAUGGUAAAACUGGAUGCUCUACAGCUUUGUGUUGGCAUCGCGGCCCCUUUAAGAGCACCGGAGGAGGGGCUUGUGGCAGUUGCUUGGAAACCACCUAGCUCUCAAGACGCGAGGUCCUCCUUUGGAUCUGCAAGCCUGGCCAGAGCAAGUAGGUGAGCACCCCAGGGUAGUCCUGUGUGCGUAGCAACAACUUAAAACCUGGGCCAGUUCCUUCCUUAGCCUCCCAAGACUUGAGCCAGUGCUUGAUUGAUAAGGGGAAUCCUGCAGCUGGCGGGAGUGGUGCUGGGACCCAUGCCCAGAGAAAAGGCGGGUUUGCAGUUUACUUGUGCAAUAAUUUGGCGACUUGUAAGAAUGGGGUCAAGACAUCACUAUAAGAAACAAGUUUUAUCUGUAGUUUGAAUUUCACUCGUAGAGGACCAGAAAAGGAGUAAAUGCCUGUUCAAGUUGAGAGUGGAGAGCAGUUGGUAUACAUCAGGCCCUUGGACGAGUGGAGACGGGGAAAGGCUGGGUGUUGGAGAAAGAGAAGCUCUGAGGUGGGACUGAGCAUGCCUAGCAGAGGCAGGCAUGAGUGCCAGUCUAUCUACCCUCAGGGUGCACGAGCCUGCACCAGACUUCUUUGUACCCAGGGAUUUCUUUAUGUCUUGCUUGCCUAAUGUAGUAGGACACAAUGACUGAGAUCAGUAUCACAGUGGCAUGAAAACCCUGGCUUUGGAACUUUUCUCUCAGUUCUGCAGCUCAUCCUUUUUCUUCUGACCCCCGUGGUGAUGAGAGCCACUCAGUAGUGAACCUUUACAACAGAGUUGCUUGCACAUUUUCCACUCCCCUUUUUGCCCAGGAAAUUUUUGCAUGACCCAGGCUUUAGUGUAUAAAAUAGGUGUGCACAACAAAUAUUUACUGAUAGUAAAUAAUAAUUAAAUUUACUUUAAAACAUUUUAGGAUAUAUUUAUAUAAUUACCAUUUAUUAAAUAAAGCAAAUUUGUAUACUAA
This is a messenger RNA of Peromyscus californicus insignis, 5697 nucleotides long. It is a transcript of the gene Pms2, whose product is annotated as PMS1 homolog 2, mismatch repair system component. Gene Ontology annotation, cellular component: MutLalpha complex. NCBI's taxonomy places the organism in Eukaryota, Metazoa, Chordata, Mammalia, Rodentia, Cricetidae. Gene Ontology annotation, molecular function: ATP-dependent DNA damage sensor activity; mismatched DNA binding; ATP binding. The record is from RefSeq and is a predicted model, not a curated record. Gene Ontology annotation, biological process: mismatch repair. The coding region runs from base 144 to 2801 and encodes 885 amino acids. The transcript has 15 exons.